GGGCCCGCCGUGGGAGCGCGCGUGUGCGGGGUUGUGGAUCUGCAGGUGUCUCGCCUGGGUGUGUGCGGGUGUCUGGCUCCGAGUUUGUGCUGGGGUGUGCGGGGAGUGGUUGUAUCGGUCCCGGGAAAUGUUGGGGCUGUGUCCCCGUCGGAGCGUAUGCCCUGUCCCUGUGUGUUUGCGUAGGGUUCUCUGUGUACGCCGCGCUUGAGGGGGGGGUGCUGUUUAUGUGUGGUGUACCUCUGCGUGUGUGUGUGUGUGUGUGUGUUCUCUGUGAGAGUUGUCUGUGUGUGCUGGUUGAGGGUGAUUCUGUAGGUCUGUGUUGCCCGCGUGUGUCCUAGUGUGUUGGUGUGUUGCUUGAGUGAGCUGUUGGUGUGUUUAUGCGUGUGUGUGUUGCCCGAUGUGCUGUGUUUGUGUGUGCUUGUGUGUCUUGCCUGUGUGGACCGUCUGUCUGUCUGCAGGGCACGGGGCUCAGCUCAGUGUUUGCGAUGGUGUACUUGCCGAAGAGCAUCAUGUGUGUUCUGCCCAGGUAUUUGUGUGAGUUCUGUGUGGUGUGUGUCUCCGGGUGGAUGGUGGGGGGUUGUCUCGGUCUGUGUUUGGCUUGUGUGUCUGGCAUCGCUGUCUGGGAAUUAAGGACCUCGGCUGGUUCUGUGGGGUCUGAGCAGAGCAGUCAGUGGGUGUUGCUGGCAGCCUCUUGUACAGGUCGGUCCGUGUCUGAGCCUCAGUGUGUGUGUGCGUGUGUGUUGGCUCUGACGGGCUUGUCUCUGUGAUCGGCUGGCUCGUGUGUGUCAUGUGGGCUGCGUGUGUGUAGUGUUUAUGUCAGUCACGUGAGACCAGUGUUUUCUGUGGGUGCUCUAGGUGUGCGUGCUGCCAGGGCAGUGGGAUUAGUUAGUGUGUGUGUGUGUGUCCCUGGGGCUGACAGUUGGUGAUGGUGUUUUGAGGUUGGAGAAAGAGGGUGGGUUGAUGUCUGCUGUUCCGCUGUUGCGUCUGUGUGUUGUUGCCGGCAUGCGGUGAUGCAUCUGAAUCUGAUGACAUGUGUCUGUGUGUGCCUGCUUUAAGUGUGUCAGGCUGAGAGUUAGUGACAACUGGGUGUGUUUCAGUUGUGUUGGUCCGUGUGUGUCCAUGGAGGUCUGUUUUGUGCUGAUGUGUGUGUGGGUCCUGAGGGGUGUAGGUCUUCCCUAUUUUGUGUAUUGUGGGGAGGGGCAUGUGUGUUUGAGAGGUGUGGUAGUGCCUAUUUAGAGUGUGUCUCUGUCUGAUGGCUGCCUCGUGUGUCCAGUGGGUGAGGUCUUGACAGUUUGUGUAUGUGUGUACGGGAUGGAGGGGACGGGUUGCCCCAGACAGCAUGGAUUGUGUGGCUCACUUUUCCGGUGGUCUGUGUGCAUGUGUAUGUCUACGUUUUGGUCAGUGUUUGUGUGUGUGUCCUGGGUACAGAGUAGCAAUGUCUGAGCCUGGGGCCGUUUCAGUGUUUCUGUCCAAAUGGGAGAGGAGGUGGGAGGUCAAGCUGGCCAGUCCUGUGUGAGCCCUAAUGUGUGUGUUGUGUACCCUCCCUACACGCCCCCAAUAAGUCCCUUCCAUCUGGGUCCUGCUUGAGUCCCCGUGUGUGCUGUGGGAGCCAUCACAGUGCCUGGCUGCCCUCUGUGCGUGCCCAUCACUGUGUUCGGAAAGCUGACCCCAGCAGCCCAGGCCCUGUGUGAGUCCCAGGUCCUGUGAGGUUGUGUUGUGGGGCUGUCAGCCCUCCUACACAUGCAUAUCUGACAGAUCCACAAGUCUAGGUCCUGCGUGAGCCCUUGUUCUUGCCAUGAGAGCCAUCGUGUGCCUCCUCAUCCCUCCUGUGUGCCCAUGACCGUGUUUGUGGGAGGUUGUGCUGGCCAGCCAGUGCCUUGGGUCAGCCCCCCCACCAUGGGGGGGGCGUGUCUCUUGGGGCCUUCUCACCUGCCUCCCCUCCAUCUGGGCCUUGUGUGUGUUGUGGGUGCCAGCCCUGGGCUUCCCUGCCUGCCACGUGUGCUCAUGCCUGGGUUCAGGAGUGGGGUGCCCUGUGUACCCCAGGGAGGGGGGUGUCCUGGGGGCCGGCCUGAUGCCCCCUGCACUUCUCGGCUGACCGCGCCCCUCUGUCCUGUCCUGCAGGCCCCAGGGAGCGCCAUGGCCCGAGCACGCCAGGAGGGCAGCUCCCCGGAGCCCGUAGAGGGCCUGGCCCGCGACGGCCCGCGUCCCUUCCCCCUCAGCCGCCUGGUGCCCUCCGCCGUGUCCUGCGGCCUCUGCGAACCCGGUCUGCCUGCCGCCCCCGCCGCCCCCACCCUGCUGCCCGCUGCCUACCUCUGCGCCCCCACCGCCCUGCCCGCCGUCACCGCCGCCCUGGGGGGCCCCCGCUGGCCUGGGGGUCCCCGCAGCCGGCCCCGAGGCCCGCGCCCCGACGGUCCUCAGCCCUCACUCUCGCCGGCGGAGCAGCACCUGGAAUCGCCAGUGCCCAGCGCUCCGGGGGCCCUGGCGGGCGGCCCCACCCAAGCAGCCCCGGGAAUCCGGGGGGAGGAGGAGCAGUGGGCCCGAGAGAUUGGGGCCCAGCUGCGGCGGAUGGCUGACGAUCUCAACGCGCUGUACGAGCGGCGGAGACAAGAGGAGCAGCAGCGACACCGCCCCUCGCCCUGGAGGGUCCUGUACAAUCUCAUCAUGGGACUUCUGCCCUUACCCAGGGGCCGUGGAGCCCCCGAGAUGGAGCCUAAUUAGGUGCCUGCACCCGCCCGGUGGACGUCGGGGACCUGGGGGGCAGGACCCUCCUGCCUCCUGACGCCCUGGCCAGAGCAGGGGACUCUUUCUGCACCAUGUAGCAUACUGGACUCCCAGCCCUGCCUGGCCCAGGGUCGGGCUGGGGCCACCACUCCAGACCCAGCCCUGGCCUAGCCCGGGGCGCCCUGACACGGAGACGUGGACUCCAGGGGCCCUGGCUGAGAGAGAAGCCAGGGGAGAGAGGGCUGACGGACCGUAGGCGGCAGUGACCGAGGGGGUGGGGACUGAGCCGCCCGCCUCUGCCGCCCACCACCAUCUCAGGAAAGGCUGCUGGUGCUGGCUGCCCGUUCCAGCUGCAGGGGUGGCACUGGGGGGAGGGUGUUUCUCUCCCGGUGCUCCUUCACUUUGGGCCUGGCCUCAGGCCCCUGGUGCUUCCCCCCCUCCUCCUGGGGAGGGGGCCCGUGAAGAGCAAAUGAGCCAAACGUGACCACUAGCCUCCUGGAGCCAGAGAGUGGGGUGCCUCUGCCGGCGGCCCCAGCCCGGCGCCCAGCCAUCUUCCCUGAGCCAGCCGGCAGGUGGUGGGCACGCCUGCCUCACCUUCAUCUGGGGGUGGCCAGGAGGGGCCCAGACUGUGAAGCCUGUGCUCUGCCCGAGACCACCCCCCGCCCCCAUCAAUCUCAUUGCAUAGGUUUAGAGAGAGCACGUGUGACCACUGGCAUUCAUUUGGGGGGUGGGAUAUUUCGGCGGAAACCGCCCCAGCCUUAGUCCCCAGGGCGAAGCGCUGGGGGGAAGACGGGGAGUCAGGGAGGGGGGGAAUUUCAGAAGAGGGAGGAGUUUGGGAGUGGGGAGGGAUGGCCCAGCCUGUAAAAUACUGUAUAUGCGCUGCUGUAGAUACCGGAAUGAAUUUUCUGUACAUGUUCGGUUAAUUUUUUUUGUACAUGAUUUUUGUAUGUUUCCUUUUCAAUAAAAUCAGAUUGGAACAGUG
Messenger RNA from Phacochoerus africanus (Common warthog), 3703 nucleotides. It is a transcript of the gene BBC3, whose product is annotated as BCL2 binding component 3. Gene Ontology annotation, cellular component: mitochondrion. Bases 1837 to 2718 code for a protein of 293 amino acids. NCBI's taxonomy places the organism in Eukaryota, Metazoa, Chordata, Mammalia, Artiodactyla, Suidae. The record is from RefSeq and is a predicted model, not a curated record. Gene Ontology annotation, biological process: release of cytochrome c from mitochondria; positive regulation of apoptotic process; positive regulation of release of cytochrome c from mitochondria. The transcript is spliced from 3 exons.